AUGUGUUUAAAAAUUGAGCAAGGCGACUGGCGCGAAACUGAGGUGAGUCAAUACUUACGUUUUAUAUUGUCGCGCUUGUGCGCCGAUGGAAACUUGCUCGUGAUACUGGUGGUGACGCUGUCGAGGCGACUUCGUUCUAUAACGAACUUCUUCCUGGCGAAUCUGGCGGUGGCAGAUUUAUGUGUUGGAGUGUUUUGUGUCUUCCAAAAUUUGACGAUUUAUCUUAUACCAAGUUGGGUCUUCGGUAACUUCCUGUGUAAGAUGUACCUAUUCGUUCAUUCUCUGAGCUACACUGCGUCAAUAUUCAUCCUGGUGGUCAUAUGCACGGAGAGAUAUUUUGCAAUUAUCCAUCCCAUCACUUGCAAACAAAUCCUCACAUCAACUAGACUCAGGAUGGUCAUCCUGGGAGUUUGGAUUACUAGUGCCGUCUAUAGUGCUCCGAAGUUUAUCUGGGUGGAUACUAUAACAAACGAUCUCGGCGACGGACACACGGAGACCAUCUGCAUUUCACAUCGACUGAAAUACAAUUCGGAAAUUUUCGACAUGGUGAACUUUGGACUACUCUACGUGACGCCAUUAUGUGUAAUGACGGUGCUGUACACUCGCAUUGCCGUGGGGCUGUGGCAGAGCUCGCACGGACUGCAGCAUCUGGGCCGGGUGCAGUGUUGUGCUACGCAGUGCCCGCGGCUUGAAAAGCCCCGGCCGCCGAAUAGCAACUACGAAGGUCAACGCACUUUCAUUGGAACCACUGAAGCUCAGAAGGGGGUGCCUGUGAACGCCGUCAAAAUCAACACCAAAAAAGCAUGCCGCCAUUCUGAGUCACGUGACUGUUAUCACCUGAGUCACUUAUCGCGUAACGUGCUGCGCGCGCGCCGCGGCGUUGUGCGAAUGCUUAUUGUGGUUGUACUCACCUUCGCUAUCUGCAAUCUACCGUUCCAUGCCCGCAAGAUGUGGCAAUAUUGGUCCAGUGGCUACCAGGGCACCAGCGAUUUCAGCACCCUACUCACACCGUUAACAUUCCUUAUCACUUACUUCAAUUCUGGCGUCAAUCCACUGUUGUACGCAUUCUUGUCGAAAAAUUUUCGGAAAGGUAUGAGAGAGCUUCUGUUUUGCAAUUUUCACGGAAAGAAGAAAAAUGGAAACUUAAUACUAUUGAAUCCGGUUGCCGGGAUUGGCUUACGGCGAAGUUCGACGCGAUCGACGCGUGCCAAUUGCAGCACGAUUACCAUGGCUCCACAAGGAGUCGAAUCAUGA
Molecule: messenger RNA, 1254 nt
Organism: Hyposmocoma kahamanoa
Lineage: Eukaryota; Metazoa; Arthropoda; Insecta; Lepidoptera; Cosmopterigidae
Gene: NGR-A31
Product: trissin receptor-like
Exons: 6
Coding region: 1-1254 (417 amino acids)
Biological process (GO): G protein-coupled receptor signaling pathway
Cellular component (GO): membrane
Molecular function (GO): peptide binding; neuropeptide Y receptor activity
Source: RefSeq, a predicted model, not a curated record